ACACACGGAGCGCUCUUCUGGAAAAGUUCACUCUGUUGACACCGACGCUCUCCGCGAUUGUGCCUUCCCUCGUUGAACCUGUGGACGGUUCCCGUGUUUGGGCUGCGACCGUGUCACCGCGGGACGCGCCGUGAGUGUUUCACAAGGAUCCGGCUCGUGCGAUGGGGCAAGUGAGCGACACUCGGAGAACCAGCGAGGCGCGUGGAUCUGCAGCGCGGAGCGGAGCCUUCUCUCGCUGCAGCGCCGCGUAAAAACAAUGGAAAUCUCUCAGUGACUUCCCCACCAAGCCGUCGCGAUGCGUGGACUUCCACUCGGAUCGAAGCAGAGGUGGCGCAACAGCACCUAACUGCUGUGUUUUCUCUCGUUCGAGUCAGCGGUCAGAUGGUACAGUAAGAGGAUCAGUGGGAGCCACGAAGACGGAAUCUGCUCGAUCAUCACGCCGAGUGACACCAUGUGGAGCCCGGGGACGUGGAUGUGGCGAGCCGCGGUUUGCUGCACGCUUCUGCAGCUGUGUCUGCGGACGGCGGCGGGUCUCAAUAUUUGCAUGAGUGGCAGCGCGACCUCCUGUGAGGACUGCCUCCUCAUCCACCCCAGUUGUGCCUGGUGCGCACAGGAGGAUUUCGGGAAACGACGGACUCUGGAGUCGCGGUGCGAUUUCAGUCAGAACCUUCACAAGAGAGGCUGCGAGGAGCGGUUCAUCGAGUACCCCACGAGCAAAAUGUCAUUACUGGUCAACCGGGCCCUGAGUUCUAAAGGAUCCGGGUCGACGCAGGGGGACGUGGUUCAGAUCAUGCCGCAGAGGAUCUCGCUCAGUCUGCGACCAGGAGACCAGACCUGGUUUGGGCUGCAGGUGCGGCAGGUGGAGGACUACCCGGUGGAUCUCUACUACCUGAUGGACCUCUCUCUUUCCAUGAAAGAUGAUUUGGAUACGAUUCGUAAUCUUGGCACGAAGCUGGCCCAGGAGAUGGGCCAGCUCACCAGCAACUUCAGACUGGGCUUUGGAACCUUUGUGGACAAAAACAUGUCCCCAUUUUCCUACACCUCCCCGAAGUACCAGGAGAAUCCGUGCAAUGGCUACAAACAUUUCCCCAACUGCGUCCCCACCUUUGGCUUCCGCCACAUCCUCCCGCUGACGGACAAAGUGGACAGCUUCAACCAGGAGGUGCAGAAGCAAAUGGUGUCUCGCAACCGGGACGCGCCGGAGGGAGGCUUCGACGCCAUCCUGCAGGCCGCCGUUUGCAAGAAAGCGAUCGGCUGGAGGAAGGAGGCGUACCAUCUGCUGGUGUUUGCCACGGAUGACGUCCCUCACCUGGCUCUGGACGGCAGGCUGGGUGGGAUCGUCCAGCCUCACGACGGGAACUGUCACCUCAACGAGAAGAACGAGUACAGCGCUUCCACCACCAUGGACUAUCCCUCCUUGGCUCUUCUCGGAGAGAAGCUGGCAGAAAACAACAUUUUUCUCAUUUUCGCCGUGACGAAGCGUCUGUAUAUUAUUUACAAGAACUUCACCGCCCUCAUCCCGGGAACUACGGUGGAAAUCCUGGACCAGGACUCUAAGAACGUCAUUCAGCUGAUUGUUGCAGCCUAUAAUAAUAUCCGGUCCAAAGUGGAGCUGACCGUGUGGGACCACCCUGAGGACAUCAGUCUGUCCUUCACAGCCACUUGCCAGGACGGACAGACGCUUCCUGGCCUCAGGAAAUGUGCCGACCUGAAAAUCGGAGACACCGUAUCAUUUAACGUCAGUGUGGAGGCAAGGAGCUGCCCUCCCCGUGGCACCGACCAGAGCUUCACCAUCAAGCCAGUGGGGUUCAAAGACCGGCUGGAGGUCCACGUGGAAUACGAGUGCGACUGCGACUGUAGUCGGAAAGCUCAAGCUAACAGCAGCCUCUGCAGCUCCAUCGGUACUUAUCACUGCGGGACCUGCCAAUGUGAACCGGGCUACUUGGGCGCCCGGUGCGAGUGCCAGGAAGGGGAAGCCAGGAGCGUUUACCUUAGCGCCUGCCGCGAGGCCGAGGGCAAACAGAUAUGCAGCGGGCGAGGGGAGUGCAGCUGCAACCAGUGUGUCUGUUACGAGUCGGAAUUCGGGAAGAUCUACGGCGCCUUCUGUGAGUGCGACGACUUCUCCUGCGCCCGGCACAAAGGCAUCCUCUGCUCUGGUCAAGGCGAGUGUCACUGCGGCGAGUGCAAGUGCCAUGCCGGGUUCAUCGGCGACAACUGCAACUGCCCCACAGACACGUCCUCCUGCGUGUCAGAUGACGGGAAGAUGUGCAGCGGACGAGGAAAGUGCGUGUGCGGCCGCUGCCAAUGCACAGAACCCGGCGCUUUCGGAGACACUUGUGAGAAAUGCCCCACCUGCCCUGACGCCUGUGACACUAAAAGAGAAUGCAUCGAGUGCCGGCUUUUCAACUCGGGCCAAUUCGCAGACAACCGGACUUGCCAGUGCAAAGACGAAAUCAUUCCUGUGGAGACCCUCAACACCGACGAGCCCGGCGCUGUGCUUUGUCUCUACAAGACAGACAACGAUUGUGUGAUGAAGUUCACAUAUUCGGAGCACGCCAGUGGACAAUCGAUCCUCACAGCUCUCAUAGAGCCCGAGUGCAGCAGCGGUCCGGACGCCAUGAUGGUGCUGCUGGCCGUGGUGGGCAGCAUCCUGCUGGUGGGAGUCUUGCUGCUCGCCGCCUGGAAGCUGGCCAUCACCAUCCAUGACCGCAGAGAGUUUGCACGAUUCCAGAGCGCCCGAUCCAGAGCUCGAUACGAGAUGGCCUCCAACCCUCUGUACAAGCAAACUGGAUCCACAAGUUUCGGAGAGACGGAUUUCGACAUGUACGAUAAACCCUUCAACGGAGGGUUCCACUGAGGACCCCUGACACGUGGCGCCGCAGGACCGGUCCAACCAGGCGAUCCCCUGGAGGGCAGAGCUAACACGGGCACACUCGUCCCCAACACGCCAGGGGAACAGAAAGUGAGACUGUGGGAAAUAAAAAAAAAACUUCUGUUGCCUUUUGCAUCCAUGAGAAGAAAGUUGUCCUCCUCAAGAGACUCUUCUGGUGUGCGUGUGUGUGCACACGAUUCAGUCCGACACAAGGCAUCUGCUUAUCUUUGUAUAUUUUUAUAAAACACUAAAAUGUACGAGACAGGAAAACACUCCAGAAUAAUCUGAUAGAUUGAUGUUUCACAGGAUUGUCAAGAAGCACGUGCUGUUGAGGUACUAACGGUUACUAAGAGAAGACAGACUCACUCUCAGUUUGCACAGAGAAUAUUCACAUGUUGUGUCAGCGUUUUGUGUGUAUGUGUGUGUGUGUGUGUGUGUGUGUGUGUUGCCUCCCAGAGUUCUUUGUUCCUUCCGUUUCCAAAGCUGGAUCUGAUCGCUGCUCUGCUCUAUAAUUCAGUAUAAUAUUUGGCUUCUGGAAGUCCUCGGCUUCCGACACAUUAUAUCCACAAAAAUGAGGGCUAAAUAUUGAGUUUAUUUUUUCAUCAAUAUUUCUGAUAAAAUGUAGGCAACCUCUGUUUUUCCCUUCUGGCCCAGGUUAUUUCAUACACUUGAACAAGCAUGAAUUUUGGACUUUCAAACACUCACUUCACAUCCUGUGUGCUGCCAUCAGAGAAAAACAAAAAUGUGUAUGAUUAUGUUAAAUUUGCACAAACAAGCUGUAUCCUUAUUACCUCAUUCGUACAUGUGUUUAAACAAUAUAAUUUGGUUUUUCAUGUCAUAAAUAUAAUUUAUUUGUACUAUACAUUAUGUGACAUUGUUAAAACUAUAUAAGAUUUAUAUGACUGAUUCAAAUGCCUCAUGAAUUCCACACAACAUGAUGUAUUGCACAAAGAAGAUUAAUAUUAUUAUUGCAAGAAAAACAAACGUAUGAACAAAUUUUUAAUUUUCCCUGUUGAGUGCAUUUGAACGAAGAUGAUUAUAUUGCUUGAACAGGGUCCAAGUCCUUCCCAAACGGACGGAUUGAUGUACAAAGUCAGUGCUACUGUGUUGUCUCUACAGAAUAGUUUGAGACAUUCUAACCGAGUAAUUGCAUUGUACAACCAGUCCAGUCAUGUUGACCCUCUUCUGGUAAAAUUCCCCAUCAAGGCUCCAGCUAAAACCAUCUCCAUCAUCCUCCCUGGUCACAGCUGUCUUCUGCAUCUAACAGCAACAUUCUUGGUCCAUGUCCAAAAUGCAUUGCCUCCAUGAUUUGGUCUACAAACUUGAUGUCCCUCUGACAUUGUCAAAAUGGGUCCAUGAAGUUCCCUCUAACAAAUGAUGCUAGCAACAUUUGUACGUUAAAAAUAACAGCUAACUAUUCCAUUCUAAAGUUCUAUGUGAUCAGCUCAGAGCUUCCAUAGUUUGAUAUGUAGCUAAAAUGUUCUGACCACCAGCCAGUGAUAUUUGAAAUGCCAUCGUGGUCUUUCAUAUGAAGGUUCAAGUUGAUGAACUAACUUUUAUAACUUGAAGACAUUUUGCAAAUAUUUGUAACGUCUAUGGUACAGCUAUAUUAUUUGUGUAAAGAAAAGAAUGCAGAGUUUUCUAAAAUAUAAAUACAGUGAUUCAACAACAAGUCCCAGCAACAUUGUGUACAUGAGUGUGUGUGUGUGUGUGUGUUUGAGUGAUGCAGUUGUAAAUAUUCUAAGUGUGUACAUAUAGUGCCAAAUGAAAUUAAUUUUUUUCUUUUUGUAGGGUUGAUUAAAAAAUAUUUCCGUGCAGUAACUUUCCCACAUGGAUUUUCCAGACUCGUUUCACUUCAUGUUUGAGAAACAAUAAAUCUGCUCCAGUCGGA
Molecule: messenger RNA, 4763 nt
Organism: Synchiropus splendidus (mandarinfish)
Lineage: Eukaryota; Metazoa; Chordata; Actinopteri; Syngnathiformes; Callionymidae
Gene: itgb5
Product: integrin, beta 5
Exons: 16
Coding region: 452-2857 (801 amino acids)
Biological process (GO): cell-matrix adhesion; cell adhesion mediated by integrin; cell migration
Cellular component (GO): integrin complex; cell surface; focal adhesion
Molecular function (GO): integrin binding
Source: RefSeq, a predicted model, not a curated record